AAUGUUAUAUGGUUGUACAUCUGUGAGAUUUUGUUAUACCGUGAAUUGUUGCAUUUGGCGUUAUAUCAUUAUUUCGGGUAUUUGGAACAUUGUUAAAAUUUGAAAAUUUCAAAAAAAUCCGUGAAAGGAAUUUUGAAAAACGUUCCUUAUUAAAUAAACGACGUUGAAAGUUAUUUGUGGUCAUAGUACUGCAAUGUGUCCUAUCACUGUGGAAAGGAAUAAUAACGAAUCUCAUUCCUGGGACGGUUCAAAGCAAGUUCGUGUCGGACAACUCUGCACCCCAGUGGGCACCCUGCACAUAAGUGUAGCUUACCGUACCAAGAUGACCAUCUCCCCAACAGCUUCUGGUGGUGUCGCGGUUGCCGGUGGUGCUGGACCUGUUACCGGAAACGGAACGAGUGGUAAUAAUACCAGAGACAACUUAUUGAUGUUGAAAAGCGAUCAUUUCCGGAGAGAUGCCAGCCCGAAGAGGCAGAACACCAGGCUCGGCAGAGUUGUAAAUGAAAAAAAAGUCAUUGAUCUGAAUAAACCGAUGCGACCAGGAGCUUUUGUUGAUGUGUCCAGAGUAAAGAAAUAUACUGAACAAGACUAUUUAUUACCUGAAGAACCUGCUUUUAGUUGGUUGCUUACCAAAAAGGAUGAAGUAAAUAACAAAAAGAAUAAGUCACCAGACACAAAUGGUGACUAUGUUAUAAAUGAUAUGUCUGAUGAUAAUUUAGAGUGCCAAAUUGAUGCAAAUUGUUGCAAUAAUAAUAAUGAUCCAUGUAACCACAAUCACAAUCAGAAUGAUGAUGCUAAUCAUGAUGAUAAGGAUAAAUCUGAUGAUGAUAGCAUGGAACGAACACUUUCUGCAGAGAGUAUGACAAACUGGAAUAGAACCAGUAAAGAUAGUGAUGACAAUGAAGGAAGUCCAAGAACUCAGGAGAAACGAAAAUCAAGGUGGACAUUACCUGUUGAAGAUGAAAAAUUAAUGAAAGAACUUCAUUUUCCAUUUGCCACAACAAGUUCUCCAAUUGGCGACCUGGCCAGGUUCUAUCGUGAAUGCUAUCAUGCUCCACCACUUCAAACAUUUGAUGCACCUGAAAUGAAACCCAUUGAUGCGAUAGGUGAUGUCACCGAACAGUUACAGCAGUUUGAAGUCUCAUUAGGUGAAUUUGAUUCAAUGGUCAGCUCAUUAUGCCAAUCGGGAAAUAACAAUAGUUCUUAAUUAUUUGACUGGUUAUUGAUAGAUAUAAUUAUCUCUGGAAUAUGUGAUGUGUGCACUUAAAUUAAGUGUCAUGUGUUGAGUCAGUUUUUAUAUGAUAAAAAAUGAAUGCUGUUGCAAUAAACCACGUUUUUAAAAUGUGGAUGAUUUAUUAUCAAAUUUAUUGCAAUUUUUAUAUAGAUUAAUAUUAUAUAUGCAAACUUGAGUCAGAUAUUUAUCAAAACAUUAUGAACACAUAUUUGCAGUCAAGAGUAAUAAAUAUUAGCAAGAAUGGUAAUGAAUUUUAAAAUUUUG
Ctenocephalides felis (cat flea) is the source of this 1498-nucleotide messenger RNA. RefSeq names its product autophagy-related protein 13 homolog. Lineage: Eukaryota; Metazoa; Arthropoda; Insecta; Siphonaptera; Pulicidae. The transcript is spliced from 6 exons. The coding region runs from base 194 to 1207 and encodes 337 amino acids. The record is from RefSeq and is a predicted model, not a curated record.